UUAAAACCACAACAAGUCACAACAAAAAAGGUGAUCAGGUAAGUUUCAAUUAAUUGGUUGAUACCGUUUCUGCCCUCUAGUCUUUCUUUCAGUCUGAUUUUUGUGUCCCCUGUUUUCUCAUGUGGUUUUGUUUUUGUUUUGCUUUACCAUAGUAAAUGUAUUACUGAAGGCUGUUGCAUAUUUUAAUUCAGCCUCUCUUUAUAUAUCUCUGCUUAUUUAUUGAAUUAACUGUAUGUAUCUUGCUUAAUCUCUUCUUCUCUUUAGAUCUCAAGAUGAUUCGCACACGAGUCCAUCCUGAGCCUCCUGAUGAGGGUAGCAGCCCAGAACCAAGAUGGACACCUGUGGUUGCGAGAACUGAAUCAGACAUUCGUCUUCUGAGGACCUUCAAAAACCAGUUUCUGGGCGUAAUGAAGCAGUCUCAGAGGGAUGCAGAGCGGGCAUGUAGAGAGGCCUCUGUGUGGAUGGCACAGCAGGCAGGGAGACAAGAUACCUUGGAGUAUAAUGUUCGAACAUUUGAGGGAAGUCUGUCCCCAUCCUCCUCUGGUUCUGUUCUUGAGCCAGUGUGGGAGCUAAUCCCAACACUAAAACCUGCGCCUAGACCCGCUCCACCUAAACAGUCCAAGCGGACCUGCGCUGUGGAAGACAACUUGCAGUGUGCUGCUGGUGCCGACAUGAUAUCUAGUUGGCAGGCAGGAGUUCAGCUCCAGCCACAGAUUGCGCAGCUUUUACCUGGACAUUCAGACCAUUACUCAAGGCCGAGUCCAGUGAUCCACCCGUUCUCUGUCAUGCCAUCUCCUCUCGGGGCAUCCCGUGCUCCCUUUCCUCCGCUGUCCUCAAGUCAGCCUCAGCCGGCCUCUCACUUGGUUGUUGAAUUGCACACCAGUCCUGCUCCAACUGCCUCUGCUCCUGGUGUGCAUCCAUUCCAGGCGACUGCCCAAAGAGAGAAUCGGCAUCAACCACCAAUUUUACAAGCACCUGCCCCGUCAACUACAGCCGUCGCUAAGGCAAAACCAAAGCUUAAAACAUCAGAAAUCUCUCGUGAUCCCCUAGGCCCAGAUCCUCUUGCAGAAUAUGAGAGAAGGGUAAGAGAGAUGGAGGAAAGAGGCCAUAUUAUGGACUUAAUUCCAGUGAUGAGAAAAAGAGAGCUGGCCACUUUGCAGAUUUAUCUGUUGGACAUCCGAGGCCUUCCAGCUGAGGUUGAACAGAGGAGGAAGAUCCAUGAUAGUGAGACCAUGAAAAUGGGGGAACUGGAGAGGGAAAAGGAUGCAAACACGUUGGCUGAGAUCAAACACGAGCUUGAGAGCUAUAAAAGAAUCCUGGCACGGGUGAAGGAGAGGGUCACGGCCGACGCUGAUGCUCACCUUUUACAACAAGACUCAGAGCACACAUCACAGAGUUGUCCCUCACCUGCCUCCCUUCAGAAUCCGAAUGAAUCAGAAACAAGCCGAUCCAACCCCGCUAAAUGUACAAUGAGAGGAAACAAGAAAAGGGAGAAUAUCAAAAAUGGUGCUGUUGCUCGCCCUCUGCCCAAUGGUUGGAAGCACGCAUCAAAACCCUCUCUUUCCUCCAAGAAAAGCGAUCCUAGGGUGGACUGUUCUGUCUCCAAACCAUCAGCUCCUAAUAGCACGUUGAAGAACACUGGCCUGUCCCGCCGGUUGUCACCACGAAGCAUAAAGAAGAAGCUGCCCCCCUCCAAAAAUACUCUAGCAAAGGAUUCCCGGUUGUCCCAUCGAGGUCAUUCAAGACCCGGAUCAGUUUCAUCCUCUCAUACAAUCACCUGCACUGAUUGCUCCUCUUUCCAAGACAGGUGUACUUUCCCCCACGAGUUAAUAUCCAUUCCAGACCUAUCACUCAGAGACCCAUUGCAUGAACCACCCACCACCUGUGUCUGUGCAACCACUCUUCGAGCCGUGGCCGGGAGGAAUGCAACACACACACCACCUACUAGAGUGAGUUCAAGUUGA
Molecule: messenger RNA, 1964 nt
Organism: Clupea harengus (Atlantic herring)
Lineage: Eukaryota; Metazoa; Chordata; Actinopteri; Clupeiformes; Clupeidae
Exons: 4
Coding region: 273-1964 (563 amino acids)
Source: RefSeq, a predicted model, not a curated record